UGUCGCGAGCGCCGCACGCACACUAGCUCUCAGUCCUCUCGCAGCGGCCAACGGUACCGCAUGUGCCGCUAGCUGCUCCGCUACAAACAAACAGCCACGCGAGGAAACUUACCGUGCAGUGUUAUGAUGCAAACUUGUGUUGAUCGUGCCUGGACGGGGUGAAUUCUUUUAGACUGAACGCAAAGCAAGGAUUGAGUGCAGUGCUACUUAAAGCUCGAAGAUGCCGAAGAUCUUCCUGAUUAAGAAGCGGCUGCAUGAGCAGCAACUGGGGCUGCAGGAGGGGCAGGAGUUGCUCGCCAGCAAAGCCGACACGCUCUGCCCCGGCUCGCCUCUCGACGAUGGACCUAUUGCUCUAUUGUCCAAGAAGGAUAAGGAAUGCAUCGAUCGCGAUGUGUUCGGAGAAAGCAAUGGAUCAAGACUUAUGCAAGAACGUCGUACAAAAGAACCGAGAAGAUUCAUAUCAUCAAUACUCGGCGGCGAUAUUCCUUACGGAAGUCACAGGGGACAUGUCCUUACACAAGCUGAAAGAAAGCAGUAUUUGCCAGUUGAAGAAAAGAAGGGAGAUGAUAAACCUCUCAUUAAAGAAGAGAAAGAUCCUUUGGAAAGUGAACCUGUAGUCCUACCAUCCAGAAACUCUCCAUCACCAGAGUCCGUACCAUCUCCUAGUAUCGAUCAUAACGUAACAUGCCAAAAAGUAUCAGUUAUUCAAAGAACACCUUCACAGUCUCAGUUUCGCGAUGGCAAAAAAGAUUUGUCGGAUGUUACUAUCCCACCAACACUGCCUACACCGGAACCAGAACAGGACCAGCCAAUAGAUUACGCCAUAGCGAAAAAACGAGGAGAAUCUGAAGAUGAAGAGACAGAAAAAAAGAUAAGAGAACAAAGAAGAACAAGUAGUUCAAAAAUUGCUAACGGCAUCCUGGCUAGGCCAGUUUUGGUUUUGCGCAAUUGUCCAGGAAAUAAAAUUCCAGGAAUUAUUAAUGCCGCUGCAGGACAUGGUCGAUCUACUGGUGGCAAUGGAAACAAUUCUAGUUCACAGAGCAGUGGAGGUUCAGCAAACUUUAGUUCUGGUGGUGGAAGCACUGCCCCGACUUCUGGAGGAGGAGGUGCCCUCGGAGGUGGCUCUGGAAGUGGUGGAAACGGUCGAGAUGGACGAUCAAAUUAUGGACCCAACAGUCCACCGACAGGCAGUCUGCCACCUUUUUAUGAAACUCUAGGUCCUUCAACUAAAAGUGGCCAAAACUCAUUCAAUGCCAACAGUAACUUCUCCAAUGACUUUAAUAUGAUGAAUGGAUUUAACAUGGAAUGUGAAAAUAAUGAGAACACAACUAAUUUCCCUGAACAGGGUAAACAAUAUUCCUUGAUGCAGAAUGCACAUUACGGAUUAGCUUUAAAAGACGAGGAAAUAGACUAUGAGAAUAAGUUAGAAAAUUUAGGUGCAAUUGGUAACUACGGUAGUAAUUUCGAUGUUUCUAUGGUUGUCGAUAUGGGAGAAGACGUAAUAGAUAAUAUACAAUUUUCGACCACCUUAUCCUUUACCGGAUCAAACGAAGGAAUAUUAGGAAAUUUGUCUGAUUCUGCGGAAGACUUUGCCAAUUUAUUAAAUAACCAUGUUGAAUCUAUAACUGAUUCUGAAAUAAGAGAAUCUUCAUCGAUAACGCCAGACUCAGUUCACAAUCCAUCGGACAUCCCAUCUCUGGCAGAGCAAAUAAAUCUAAGCAGACAGUAUUACGAGAAAGCAAACUACUUAGCAUUCGCGAGUCAAGAGCAAAGCCCAUCGUACAAUUUUCCUAAAGAACGACCAGAUCUGUUAAUGCAUUUGAAUCCGGCGCUCCUUCAACACAAUGAAGGGCAGAUGCAGCAACUUCAAAUCCACGUGCAACUGCAGCAGAGACAACAAAUACUAUCUCCCGGUUUCCCCUUCCCUAGUCACUCACUGGAGCUGGAUUCGCCGACUGGCGUGUCGCUGCCUUCGCCCGGCGGGAACAACUCCUUGGACGGCAACAGCCACAUCGAGAGUUCAUCGCUCAGUCCUGCCGCCGCUGUAAGUCUGAAGAAAGGCUCUGUCGCCGAUAGCAAAAUUCAAAUCUUGCAGCAAAGGGUAACUUUAUCGAGUUUUCUCUUUUUAUGUUCCCUAGAAUCUCACUGCCUAAAAGUACAUGGCGUACAGCACACAUAUGCUUACAAAGAAAGAAGGACUAAGAUGUACGUGUGCGAAGAAUGCGGUCACACCACCUCAGAACCGGAGGAACAUUACAUGCACCUCAAGAAGCAACAUCCUUACUCGCCAGCGCUUCUGAAGUUCUACGACAAGCGGCAUUUUAAAUUCACGAACGCAUCGUUUGCCAAUCAACUGUUGGGACAAUUGCCGAUGCCGGUUCACAACUGAAUAUUAAAAAAUAUUUACGACUGAUGACAUAAAUUAAAAAUUAACUCAAUUUAAUGUUGAUAUCUCUAGGUACUUAAUAAUUUAUUAUUCGCUUUCCAAUUUGGAAACAUAACAAUUGUUAUGCGAUGUAUAACGAAUUUAUUCCGUCCGUUAUUAGUGACUCAAAUCGAAAUGAUUAAAUUGACUUUUAAAUUUCCCAGUGCUUUAUGAGAUCAAUGUGCACUUCUCUUAUUAGUAAUAAUUAACAUUGUCUUCCAAACUAAAUGCAAACAUUCCUCGUUUUAAAACAAUUCGUAAUAAUAUAUGGAACUUUAUUAAUUUAAAGUUCCCAAAAAUACCUUUAUUUUUUAACAGUCAAUUGAAAUUACACUGGCCUUAUAGUUAGGCAUGACUGCAAUUAAAAAAUCAAAGUAUCGGGUAUUAUGUGCAAUCUUUGGUGAUGGUACGGGAUUAUGUAUAAGUUUAGUUCGUAACAUAGGAUAAAGAUAGCUUUAGUUUUAAGGAUAUAUUUGAAGUUAUUAAAAUCGUAAUUGUGAGCUUGAUUUUAAUUCAGCGUUGGACUGCGUUGGUUACGUAUGGUGCUAGGCGAGGCGAGUGGCCGCUGACUUAAAAUGAAGCCGUUAUGGAUCGGA
This is a messenger RNA of Papilio polytes (common Mormon), 3021 nucleotides long. RefSeq names its product protein ovo (gene ovo). Gene Ontology annotation, molecular function: RNA polymerase II cis-regulatory region sequence-specific DNA binding; DNA-binding transcription factor activity, RNA polymerase II-specific. Lineage: Eukaryota; Metazoa; Arthropoda; Insecta; Lepidoptera; Papilionidae. Gene Ontology annotation, biological process: regulation of transcription by RNA polymerase II; epidermal cell differentiation. The transcript is spliced from 5 exons. The record is from RefSeq and is a predicted model, not a curated record. Gene Ontology annotation, cellular component: nucleus. Bases 221 to 2389 code for a protein of 722 amino acids.